AUGGGGGAGAUCAGUGGGCUGCAAGGGGGAAUGGGGGAGAGCAGUGGGCUGGAGGGGAGAAUGGGGGAGAGCAGUGGGCUGGAAGGGGAAUGGGGAGAGCAGGGCUGCAAGGGGGGGGAGAGCAGUGGGCUGCAAGGGGAAUGGGGGAGAGCAGUGGGCUGCAAGGGGGAAUGGGGAGAGGUGGGCUGGAAGGGGAAUGGGGAGAGCAGUGGGCUGCAAGGGGGAAUGGGGAGAGCAGUGGGCUGGGAAGCAGUGUCUGAGGGGGAAUGGGGGAGAGCAGUGGGCUGCAAGAGGGAAUGGGGGAGAGCAGUGGGCUGGGGGGAAUGGGGGAGAGCAGUGGGCUGGAGGGGAGAAUGGGGGAGAGCAGUGGUCUGCAAGGGGGAAUGGGGGGACUGCAGUGGGCUGGAGGGGAGAAUGGGGGAGAGCAGUGGGCUGGAGAGGGAAUGGGGAGAGCAGUGGGCUGGAGGGGGAAUGGGGGAGAGCACUGGGCUGGAGGGGAGAAUGGGGAGAGCAGUGGUCUGGAGGGGGAAUGGGGGAGAGCAGUGGGCUGGAGGGGAGAAUGGGGGAGAGCAGUGGUCUGGAGGGGGGAAUGGGGGAGAGCAGUGGGCUGGAGGGGAGAAUGGGGGAGAGCAGUGGUCUGGAGGGGGGAAUGGGGGAGAGCAGUGGGCUGCAAGGGGGGAAUGGGGGAGAGCAGUGGGCUGGAGGGGGAAUGGGGAGAGCAGUGGGCUGCAAGGGGGAAUGGGGGAGAGCAGUGGGCUGGAGGGGGAAUGGGGGAGAGCAGUGGGCUGCAGGGGGAAUGGGGGAGAGCAGUGGGCUGGGGGGGAAUGGGGAGAGCAGUGGGCUGGAGGGGAGAAUGGGGGAGAGCAGUGGGCUGGAGGGGAGAAUGGGGGAGAGCAGUGGGCUGCAAGGGGGAAUGGGGACUGCAGUGGGCUGCAAGGGGGAAUGGGGGAGAGCAGUGGGCUGGGGGGAAUGGGGGAGAGCAGUGGGCUGCAGGGGGGAAUGGGGGAGAGCAGUGGGCUGGAGGGAGGAAUGGGGGGAGAGCAGUGGGCUGGAGGGGGAAUGGGGGAGAGCAGUGGGCUGGAGGGGGAAUGGGGGAGAGCAGUGGGUUGGAGGGGGAAUGGGGGAGAGCAGUGGGCUGGAGGGGGGAUGGGGGAGAGCAGUGGGUUGGAGGGGGAUAGGGGGUGA
Molecule: messenger RNA, 1185 nt
Organism: Salmo salar (Atlantic salmon)
Lineage: Eukaryota; Metazoa; Chordata; Actinopteri; Salmoniformes; Salmonidae
Source: RefSeq, a predicted model, not a curated record